CUGCCCCUGUAGGAGACAUGGACACUGCUGUUCAAACUGCAGGGCCUGUUCAGGCGGCCACCUCCCUGCAGUUUCUUACAAAGGGCGGGUUCUGUUCUUGGCAAGAGAAGUCAUCCAGACUUCUGUGACCUCCAGGCCUCUGGGCUGCCCGGCCCCUUCCGUUCUGCUCCGCAGCCAGGCCUCAUUUCCUUUCCCUCCUUCUCUUGUUUGGCCUCUGUGGGGACAAGCAGGGGCAAGCGAGUCCCCAAGUCUUUUCAGUUCUAAUGAAAAGUCCCAGUGCCAGGGGCUGGGCGAGUUGCCUUGGCAUAGGAGAGUGGACCAGGGCCAGCACCCCAGCUGGACAGACUCCCGGCAGAGCUUCCCUCGCCAGCACACGGAGAAAAGGGUCUGGCUGGAGAAUCCGCGUCCCCUGUGCCACCUCUUGAAGGUGACACCCCGUGAGUACUGCUUAAAGGGUGGCUUCAUCUCCCUCCGACUCAAGUCACAAAGACAGGACAUCUUGCAGUCAGUCUUGCUGCUGGAAGGAAGAUGUCGAACUGAGAUUUGUCUGUGGCUUGGCCGACAGCCAGCGGACACCACAGGUCGCACAAGAAGCCUGUCACUUAGAAUGCUUUCAGAGGCUCCUGAUCAAAUGGACCCCAAGGGUCCGGAUAGGAGGGCUCACCUUCUUCUCUCCAGAGUCUAAUCACUCAAUCUCUAAAUGGUCCUAACACCAACAGGAGCUGAGAGCUGGCUGGUCUAGGAGAGUUCCGGUCUUCUCUGCUCCUCGGCUCUUAAUCAAAUUCUCUAAAAUUUAGAAGAAAUUCUAACUCUGUUGUGCUGGUGAGAGCGCAGUAACUGCAGUUCAGUUUCUCUCACGUUUGGAGGGCAGCCUGGGGUGGGAAAAGAUGGAGGAGGGGUCUGCCCCACUUCAGUUCCAGUUCCUGGCUGUGUGACCUCAAGCAAGUAAUUUGAGCUCUCUGAGCCUUUGUUUGUUCCUGUAUUGCAAGAAAGCCAAAGCAGUUGAAGAAACCCUUGCAUGGCAGAUGAUGAAGGCCAGCUUUCUCAAGGGAGGUGAGCAGAUGAUGAAGGCCAGCUUUCUCAAGGGAGUGUUCCAUGUGUCUCAGGCUGUUGAAGAGUGAGAAGAAUUAGCAAGUGCGCGUCACUUUGGAGCUCGGGCGAGACGGCAACACGGUGUUCAUGAAAUAGCGACAAGGGCAGUGGCUGUGGCACAGCACUGCACAGUAUAACCGGAUUCUAUUAGAGGUGAUCUGUCGGUGACACACAUCCCAUUUGCUCUUUAGACUGGACAGGUGAGGAGAGCCCAGGACUCUGCAACAACAACAUCAACAAGUCCAAAAUCUGAAAAAUAAACUAUGGAGCUCAGAGAAAAGGACACAGCAGAGAACAAGGAAAACAAGUCGACAAGAAAGAAAGCGGACUGGUCCUGCUCCCUCGUCACCGUCUCUCUGGUGGGCGCCUUGGGCUCCUCCUUCCUCUAUGGGUACAACCUGUCCGUGGUGAACGCCCCGACCCCGUAUAUCAAGGCCUUUUACAAUGAAUCAUGGGAAAGAAGGCAUGGACAUCCAAUAGACCCGGAUACUCUGACUCUGCUCUGGUCUGUGACCGUGUCCAUAUUCGCCAUCGGUGGAUUGGUGGGGACACUAAUAGCGAAGAAGAUCGGAAAGUUUCUUGGGAGGAAGAACACCUUGCUGAUCAACAACGGGUUUGCCAUCUCUGCUGCACUCCUGAUGGCCUUUGCCCUCCAGGCUGAAGCCUUUGAAAUGCUCAUAGUGGGACGCUUCAUCAUGGGCGUGGAUGGAGGCAUCUCCCUCAGUGUGCUCCCCAUGUACCUCAACGAGAUCUCACCCAAAGAGAUCCGCGGCUCUCUGGGGCAGGUGACCGCCAUCUUCAUCUGCAUUGGGGUGUUCGUUGGGCAGCUGCUGGGCCUGCCUGAGCUGCUGGGAAAGGAGAGCACCUGGCCGUACCUGUUUGGUGUGAUCAUGGUCCCUGCUUUCAUCCAGCUGGUGAGCCUGCCCUUCCUCCCCGAGAGCCCUCGCUACCUGCUCUUGGAGAAGCAUGACGAGGCCAGAGCCAUGAAAGCCUUCCAGACGUUCCUGGGCAAAGCCGACGUCUCCGGAGAGAUGCAGGAGGCCCUGGCCGAGAGCUGCGUGCAGAGGAACGUCCACCUGCUGUCCGUCUUGCAGCUGCUGAGGACUCCCUUCCUCCGCUGGCAGGUCAUCACCGUGGUUGUCACCAUGGCCUGCUACCAGCUCUGUGGCCUCAAUGCGAUUUGGUUCUACACUAACAGCAUCUUUGGAAAAGCUGGGAUACCCCAAGAGAAGACGCCCUACGUCACCCUGAGCACGGGCGGCGUGGAGACCUUGGCCUCCAUCUUCUCUGGCUUGGUCAUCGAGCGCUUGGGACGGAGACCCCUCCUCAUUGGAGGCUUUGGGCUGAUGGCCCUCUUCUUCGGGGCCCUCACAGUCACGCUGGUGCUGCAGGACCAUGCCGCCUGGAUCCCUUACCUGAGCAUCGUGUGCAUCCUGGCUGUCAUCGCCGCCUUCUGCAGUGGCCCAGGGGGCAUCCCGUUCAUCUUGACUGGCGAGUUCUUCCAGCAAUCGCAGCGGCCAGCUGCCUUCAUCAUGGCGGGCACUGUCAACUGGCUCUCCAACUUCGCCGUCGGGCUGCUCUUCCCGUUCAUCCAGAGAAGUCUGGACACCUACUGUUUCCUAGUCUUUGCUGCAAUAUGUGUCAUAGGUGCCCUCUACUUCUAUUUUGUUCUGCCCGAGACUAAGAACAGAACCCACGCGGAAAUCAGCCAGGAAUUUGCCAAGAGAAACAAGGCGAGUCCACCAGAGGAGACAGGGGACACGGCCGUGGCUGAGAAGGCAAACGGAGGGCCAGGACCGGACUCCUCCUCCACGCUGGACAAUGGUGUCAAAGACAGAGCUGUCUAAGUGGACCUCCCCAUUUCAGGAAAACGUACAUCUCCACACCUGGAGGGCUUGCACCUGGCUGAAGCCGUGCACCUCUUACAUUACGAGAAUCAGCCUGUGAUCCUCCAGCACGACACCCGGUAUUCACAGCUGAACCCCUCAGACUCUUGAAGUCAUCUCAUGGUUUGGAAGACCCAACCUUCUUCUCACAGCUUAGUAGCCUGCCUUCUUCCUGACUUAGCCCAGUAUUGAAAAUUGGGAAAAUGAUAUCAAAAUUCUGUCUCAAAAGAAAAACAUCCAGUCUGAUGAAGGACUCAUUGGAGCAGAAGUCACAGGCUGGGUCCUACUCCCCGCUCCCUCAAGUAGCCUUGCCCCGCCCUCUGCCUGGAUCCUGGAGCUUGGUGAUCCUUGGCUUUGGUCCUGGAUGUAGUCUUUCAGCAUUCAUGGCAACUCUUUGUACCUCCUAACAAACGCCUGUUACCAACCUUUGGCUCUGCCUGUGGGCCUCAGACUUAGGAGCGCCUAACCCCAAUGCACCACCCUGAAGCGUCUGCCUUUCCCAGACUGUUUCCCUGGGCCAGGUCUGAGGCUGUCUUCAGCUGGGAUUGUUACAGGGGCCAUAAAGAAGGUCAACGUGAGGAAGGCCUGGAGAAGCAGGGGUAAGAAAGCACUUCACAGUACCUGGGGCAGGGACUAACUCUGUGUUAAAACACAGCAUUGAGAAUGAUCUGAGCCUCGACCUUGGCUGAUGGGAAACAACACUGUGGCUGACAGAUGGCAUCCAGUUCAGGUGCAGGAGCGAGACAUCAGCUCCUGUGGCCGUGUUGGCCAAGUCUAAAGGGAUUCAUCUGAAGAUGUACUGAGCUGCCUUGAAAAACAGUGAGCCCACCAUCACUCCAGGUGCUCAACAAAGGCUGGGUGGAGACUCGGCUGCUGUUAAGGAAAUCUAAGUGACAGUUUUAGAAAGGUAUUUGGAGUAGACAUGCCUGUGUGCCCUUCCAACGUGCCAGGAUCGUGUAGCUGCAACAACCUACAGCCCAUCAUUGUCACGCUGACCUUAUGAUUUGGCUGACUCCAUAUGCUCACCUCCAAAAUGAACCAAAGUGCAAAUGACAAAUUUCAUAAGUGACAGUGUUCUUGAAUUAGACCCAUAUGUUUGGAUUUAGAGUGUCACAGCAUGUCUGGGGCCAGAGAAGAAAGACUCUGGAUCUAGCAGCUCCACCAAGCCCUCGGUCUCCUCUGACCAUUCACAACAAAGGACGUGUCAGCCAAACCCGAGUUCUGAUCCUUCUUCCUGGUAAAGCAUUCUUGCACCCGGUCCUCUCCUUUGGCUGAUUGCUGACUGGCUGGAUAAUUUGGGCAGCAUUUGUCAACAUGGAGAGGAAAUGAAGUGUGGGUACAAAAAGCAUGUGAGACUAAACAGAGCCAAAUAAAGUGUCAACUAGGAAUCUUUACUUUAGCCUGUUGUCACUCCCUUGGAGACCUGGGACAGUCAAUAAAUAUUAUCAGUCACCUACCAUGCACCAGGCACUAGCUGGGCACUGACGCUGCAUAUGCAAGGUGAUGCCCUGCCCUCGCCUGCACACGCUCGUGUCUGACAAAGAAGGUGGAGAAUCAAAGGAUUGUUAGUAAGAAACCCUCAGGACUUGGGGAGGGGACAAUGAUAUAGGAACAUGUGACAGGAGUGGUUGGGGUGACAGGUGAGAAGCAAAAAAUCUUCCCAAAUAAGCAACCAAAAUAAAAGAAGGUGACAGAAGAGGAAAUUUUCUUACAGAUUGCUACAUUUGAAAAGAUAGUAGAGCCACAUUAAGAGUUUUUAAAAUAAAACAGUAGGACACACAUCA
Messenger RNA from Marmota monax (woodchuck), 4762 nucleotides. It is a transcript of the gene Slc2a9, whose product is annotated as solute carrier family 2 member 9. Gene Ontology annotation, molecular function: hexose transmembrane transporter activity. Bases 1356 to 2939 code for a protein of 527 amino acids. Gene Ontology annotation, biological process: monosaccharide transmembrane transport. The record is from RefSeq and is a predicted model, not a curated record. NCBI's taxonomy places the organism in Eukaryota, Metazoa, Chordata, Mammalia, Rodentia, Sciuridae. Gene Ontology annotation, cellular component: membrane. The transcript has 15 exons.